AAAAUAUUUCAUCCUAGUUCCAAGUACACUUCUACUUUUCGAAUAGAGAGAUAUGCAAAGAUCCUUUUCUGUUAUAGAUGACGAUACCCUCUCACGAGAGGAUGCUUUUAAGGACGAUACCAUCAAAAACACUUAUAAAAAUGAUAUUUCACCCAAUUCGACGGAUUCUGAGGAAGAUGUCAACAGUCCAAAACGUUUCUACAAACCGAAAGUAUCAAGUUCAAAGCAGACACUUGAAGGUUUAGAUGACCCAACCAACGACAUAAAAUCAAUCGACAAUGAGAAGAUUACCAAAUUACCCAGUGCUGGACCAUCUGGUAGACCAACAGCGGUACCGAGACAAAAAACUAGAAAUGAAAUGAAGAUACUGCAUAUUUCCAGCGAUAGCGAAGACAGUGAAAAUGAAGACAGAAAAUUGGUUAUACCAGGGGAGUAUGAUCCUAAAUUGUACGAAAAUUUGGAAGUUGACGAAGACGCUAAAGAUAUGUUUCAGUUUAUUUUGAAAUACAUUCCUCAACAACUUAACUUGGACUAUAAGUUCAAACCGUUUAUACCAGAAUAUUUACCCGCUGUCGGGGAUAUCGAUGCUUUUCUUAAAGUUAUUCCACCUGAGAAGACUUUAACCGGAGAAGAGUGUCAUGAGAAGUUUUCCCAUUUGGGUUUGACCGUUCUUGAUGAACCAGCUACAAACCAAAGUGAUCCAGCUCUGCUAUACUUACAGUUGAGGGCUGCUUCAGUGAAUCCAAGCAAAAGAAAUGAUGGAAAUGUGGUAGUUAAAAAAGUUGAUAAUAUCGAGAAAAAUGCGAAAAUAAUUGAUAAAUGGAUAAAGGAUAUAUCGGAUUUACAUAAAAGUAAAUCAUCUCCUAUAGUUCGAUAUUCUGAACCGAUGCCUGAUUUGGAUGACCUGAUGCAGGAAUGGCCAGAAGAAGUCGAAAAAAGAUUGAAACAAAACGGUUUUCCUGCUCCAAAUGACAUGUCUCUGUCAGAGUACGUGGAUACAGUAUGUUCUGUAUUUCAAAUACCCAUCGCCAAGAAAAAGAUUCAAUCGCUACAUCUUCUAUUUUGUCUCUAUGCAGCCAUUAAACAAACGCAGCUCUAUCAGUCUUCUUCAAUGAAUGAAAAAUUGACCAAUAUUUCCUCUAAAAAGGAGGCGGACCAAUUAGUUUUAGAUUAAAAUAUCUUGCAACCA
Leptinotarsa decemlineata (Colorado potato beetle) is the source of this 1189-nucleotide messenger RNA. RefSeq names its product Intraflagellar transport 46 (gene IFT46). Gene Ontology annotation, biological process: cilium assembly; intraciliary transport. NCBI's taxonomy places the organism in Eukaryota, Metazoa, Arthropoda, Insecta, Coleoptera, Chrysomelidae. Gene Ontology annotation, cellular component: microtubule organizing center; intraciliary transport particle B; motile cilium. The record is from RefSeq and is a predicted model, not a curated record.